Messenger RNA from Carya illinoinensis, 1575 nucleotides. RefSeq lists its product as uncharacterized. The transcript has 4 exons. Bases 1 to 1575 code for a protein of 524 amino acids. Gene Ontology annotation, molecular function: RNA-DNA hybrid ribonuclease activity; nucleic acid binding. NCBI's taxonomy places the organism in Eukaryota, Viridiplantae, Streptophyta, Magnoliopsida, Fagales, Juglandaceae. The record is from RefSeq and is a predicted model, not a curated record.
AUGGUAGGUAGAUCAAAGUACAAUACCUUUCGAGGUAUAAAAGACAGAGUCUGGCUUAAGAUUAGUAACUGGAAGAAUCAAUUUCGUAUGCCAGUAGGGAAGGAAAUCCUGCUGAAAGCAGUGAUUCAGGCGAUCCUAACUUACCAUAUGAGUGUGUUUCUGUUACCAAAAAGGUUGUGUAUGGAACUUGCUGGUCUUAUGUCUAAGUUUUGGUGGGGGCAUAAAGAAAAUGAUAAGAAAAUAAAGUGGAUGAGCUGGGGGAAGAUGGGGGUGUCGAAAUUUAAUGGUGGCUUGGGUUUCAGAGAGCUGGAGAGUUUCAACAAAGCUCUUCUAGCUAAACAAGUUUGGAGAAUUCUAAUUAAUCCUAGUUCAAUUGUUGCAAGGGUGCUAAAAGAUAAGUAUUUCAAAAGAACUAGUGUUUUGAAUGCAAAAUUAGGAAUUUAUCCCUCGAUGAUUUGGAGAAGCCUUAGAAGUUCUAUUGAGCUCUUGAAGGGUGGAUUAGUUUGGAGAGUGGGAGAUGUUCAGUCUCCAGCAAGAAUUCUAGAACCAGAUGCAAGGGUGGAUCAGUUGUUAGAAGAUGGGAAGUGGAAGUCUGAAUUGGUUAAGGAGAUCUUUAAAGAGGAAGAAGCAGAAAUAAUUCUCAUCAUUCCUAUAAAUCAAUCAAAUAUGGUUGAUAAACAAAUCUGGACUCCUUCGAAGAAAGAAAGAGAUCAGAAAGUGGGGAAUCUUCACACGGUUGUGGUGAGAUCAAGGGGUGGAAGGAAUUGUCCAGCUGCGGUGGAUGUAUGGGCAGAGGUGAACAGUCCUGUUCAAAAAUGGCCGAUGGGUGAGGUAGAUUUGGGACAAUUAUGGAAUAGGGUGGUAGACAAAUGUAGUGAGGAGGAAGUGGUGUUAAUAGCAACUGUUAUGCGCAACAUAUGGCUGAGGAGAAAUUCUUUUGUUUUUGAAGAGUUUUUUUCUAGCCUAGAUGUAAUCUUGAACAAAGCUAAGGCUAGUAUAGAAGCAUAUCAGGAGGCUCAAAGUAAACCUGUUAAGGCUAUUGAGCAGAUUCAGGUACAUAGAGAGAAGGUUAGAUGGAAGGCUCCUAGGGAGGGGUUGGUGAAGAUCAACUGGGAUGCUGCCUAUGAUUUAAAAAGUAAGAGGAUGGGAAUAGAGGUGGUCAUUCGGGAUGCAAAAGGGGAAGUGCUGGUCUCUCUGUGCAAAACAAGUUUUCAUUCAGUGUCUGUUGCUGCAGCCGAAGUAGUUGCUUUGUGGCGUGCUCUGAUACUCAGUACAGAGCUGAAUAUUGGGAAGGCUAUCUUUGAGGGGAAGGCUUUUAGUAUUAUUCAAGCUGUGUGUAGCAGUGAGGAAAGAUUGGAAUGGCAUGGUCAGAGAUUAGGAGAUAUCAGAGAGUUACUAAGAAGAAGACCCUUGUGGAGGGUGAUACAUACAUAUAGAGAAGGAAAUUUAGUAGCUGAUUUUUUAGCAAAAUUUGCUUUGAAUAUAGAUGAUGAGAAAGUAUGGAUAGAAGAUGGCCCAAGUGGCUAUGAAAGUCUUAUUCUAGGGGAUAAGUCAUGUAAUUUGAAACCAUUAUGA